Molecule: messenger RNA, 2394 nt
Organism: Lates calcarifer (barramundi perch)
Lineage: Eukaryota; Metazoa; Chordata; Actinopteri; Centropomidae
Product: LIM/homeobox protein Lhx6
Exons: 8
Coding region: 760-1689 (309 amino acids)
Biological process (GO): neuron differentiation; regulation of transcription by RNA polymerase II; forebrain neuron development
Cellular component (GO): nucleus
Molecular function (GO): RNA polymerase II transcription regulatory region sequence-specific DNA binding; DNA-binding transcription factor activity, RNA polymerase II-specific
Source: RefSeq, a predicted model, not a curated record
UUUUUUUUAAUUCCCAUAGGCCAUCUCUUCUUAUUUUGCUGCCUCCAAUAUUUAUACCGUAGCUGGUAAUUAACAUAAUGUUGCAUUCCUGUUAAUUUCGACAAAAUGAAGGACAACACGGACUCCGGAUUGCCACCCAAACGCAGAUUUUUUGGCAGUUUAUGAAUGCAGCUGUAAUCACCCGGGGGAGCCUCAAGUACUUAAAUGGGUCCAUCAUGAGAAAGAGACAAUCAAGCUCCUUUAUGCUUUAAGAUCAGCUGCAGUUUCUGCGCAUUGUCUGUUAUGAAUAGACCGAUCUCCAAUUGAGCCUCUUCACUUUGGAGAUUUUUUCGAUUUUCGAUUAUACAGCUAUUGAAAUUAGGAUGCGCCGCUUUUUUCCUCUCUCUCUUAGCUUGGUGGCUCGGUUGCCUUUUCUUGAUUGACACAUGAAAUUGACACUCGGGUUGCCUCUUAUCAAGCGAAGCAUUUCAAUCCGCCGCUAAUUGCAGAUAUAGUGCCAUCCUUUCUUUUCACCGCGUUUGAUUGCAUGGGAAUACAGCCUCCCUAUUGCGCACAAGAGGAAUGAUCGAUCAUAUAUAGUUUCCCCCCCUUCGUCUUCUUCUAAUUGCAUCAAAAUUUCUUUUGUUACCAGGGUUUAAAUGCAGGAGAAACUGUUAUUCGUUGUUUUGGACCGGAUAUAGUGUGGGUUGGGGCAGAGAUGCGUAAUGCGCUGAGCAAGCUCCAUCUUCUCUCCAAAUAGGCAGCGUUCAAGACCCGAAAAUGUCUAAAUCGGAGGUGAAGAAGGAGUCCAGCGAGUCCAGUCCGUCGGAGGCCGCCUGCCUCUGCUCUCCUCCGGCGGCCAAGAACCAGUGCGCCAGCUGCGGCAUGGAGAUCCAUGACCGAUACCUGCUGAAGGUUAACAACCUGAACUGGCACUUAGGAUGUUUGGAGUGUUCAGUGUGCAGAGCGUCUCUGCGCCAACACAGCAGCUGCUACGUUAAAAACAAAGAAAUCUACUGCAAACUGGAUUAUUUCAGUAGGUUCGGCACUAAGUGCGCCCAGUGUGGCCGGCAGGUGUACGCCAGUGACUGGGUACGGCGGGCUCGGGGUAGCGUCUACCACCUGGCCUGUUUCGCCUGUUUCUCCUGCAAGAGGCAGCUGUCCACCGGGGAGGAGUUCGGCCUUGUGGAGGGCAGGGUGCUCUGCCGCAGCCACUACGACAUCAUGCUGGACAACCUCCGCAGGGCUGCCGAAAACGGCACAGGACUGACUCUGGAAGGAGCACUGCCCUCUGAUCAGGACUGUCAACCAAAACCAGCCAAGAGAGCACGGACAUCAUUCACUGCUGAGCAACUGCAGGUGAUGCAGACUCAGUUCGCUCAGGACAACAACCCUGACGCUCAGACUUUACAGAAACUGGCAGAAAUGACGGGACUGAGCAGACGAGUCAUACAGGUUUGGUUUCAGAACUGCCGUGCGCGACACAAAAAGCAGCCGCCUCAGAGCAGCUUCUCUCAGAGCGCUCCGUUGUCCAGGAUGCCUCCGUCGCUGCCAGAUGAUAUCCACUACUCCCCCUUCAGCAGCCCAGACCGGCCACAUCUACUCGCCCUGCACGGAUACCUGGAUACUCAUCCCUUCUCCGUCCUCGCUGCUCCGGGCCACUUGACCCAUCCGUCCAUCUCGUUACCACAGCUUCCCAUAAGCCGCUGACCUCCUGCAUCCACGUUUCCACCGCUCUGAUCAUAUUGUGAUUUUGAAAAGAAAAAAAAAAAAACAAAAUUCCUUUGGGACAUGCUGUUUGUAAUCUGCUCUGUUUGGGAGUCUAAUCCUUGGGCAGCAGGACUUCGACAAGCUGUUUUCAAUCAGUUGGAUUCUUCAUUGUGAGACUGCAGAGCUAAACGUUGUCUUUUAAAGACAGCAGAUUGUGGUGAUGGGAGAAAUGUCCCACCUCCAUGCCAACACAGGAGUUUUAUUUUAUUUUUUUUCCAUUUUGUUUUGGGGUUUUUUUUUACGAUGCAGAAAAGAAGACCACUUUUUUUUAAUUUUCCUUUUUGUGACUGGACACAAAACUUUGCAUCAGGUCAGGAUUUUUUUCCUUUUGUUUACCCACUCAUACAAGGUAUUUUAAUUACAUUGCUGCAAUAUGAGCUUUGAGAAAAGAAGAAAAAAGGAGUGUUGUAGCAGUAUUACAGUAAAAACCUCAGCAUUUUUUAUUAUAGAUAUUAUUAUUUUGUGUCAGUGAUGAGCACAUUUGCAGCUUUACUGUUGUUUGUUGUUGUGUUGUCAGAAAAUGGAAACUCUUAUUUAUUCAGAACAAAGCUUCACUUUUAAAAAAGCACUUUUAAAUGUGUCUUGAAAUGGAAAAAUUCAGUGAUUGUACAUUGUAAAUACUGCUACGGUUUAAUAAAAUGUAUC